AUGUCGCUUGAUAAUCGUACAUUACAAACUGUGGGCAUCGCAGGUGCCGCUGCUUCUGCUGUGAUGGCUGCAUUGAUGGUGAAAUACCAUGAUCGUCCCUUGUUUUACGAGCAUCCCAAGGGAAUCGCUUACAAAGGAGGUCUUCCCAUCCUUGGUAAUCUUCCCUAUUUGCUGGGCAACAUCCACAGACUGUAUGAUUUCCAGCUUGAAAAAUUCGAAGAAGUGGAUGCACUUACCAUGACAAUGCCUGUUGCAGGAAAUGUCAGUUCUAUCUUUACCAUUGAUCCACAGAAUGUCGACUAUAUAUUAAAAGGCAAUUUUAAAAACUACCUGAAGGGCCCCAAGUUCAACUGGGCUUUGUCUGAAUUGCUGGGUAAUGGCAUUUUUAAUGCAAAUGGCGAAAAGUGGAGAUAUCAACGCAAAGCAGCAAGCCACAUCUUUAACGUCAAAAACUUUAGAGAUGAAUUCACAGAUGUGUUUGUCAAGGAGAUGCUCGUUAUGUGCGAUCAAAUUUUGGAUAAGUCAGCCAACGAAGGCUCAAUUGUUGAUUUCCACGAGCUCAUGUUUAAAUUUACCUUGGACUCCUUUGUCUAUCUUGGUUUUGGUGUUCAAUUAGAUUCGCUGCUCAAGAAGGAAAAGGUGCCAUUUGCAGUGUCAUUUGACUAUUUGCAACGAUUAGGUGCACUUCGUUUUGUCGAUCCCCUUAUAGGCAUAAAAGAAACUGUUGGCAAGCUGUUUAAUCCCGGCAAGAUGUCAACAGCCGAUCAUGUACGUGCGGUAGAUGGGUUUGCAGAAGAAGUCAUCAAGCAAAGGCGCAAAGAAAUCGCUGAGGGUGUCGAUGGCCACAAGGAUCUGCUCUCCCGUUUCAUGAACGCUGUCAAUGAAAAUGGCGAGAAACUAAACGACACUGAGCUGCGUGACACUGUACUUAACUUUAUCAUUGCUGGCAGAGAUACCACAGCCCAAGCAUUAUCGUGGCUGUUUUAUAACUUGUCGCUGCAACCUCGUGUUGAAAAGAAGAUCAUUGACGAAAUUCAAGACAAGAUAUCUGACGAUGCUGAGAGAGAUUCGCCUGCGUUGUAUGAGAUUAUUAACAACAUGCCAUACCUCCAUGCUGUCUUCUAUGAAACCCUUCGUUUGCAUCCCUCUGUCCCCUCAAAUCAAAAGUACGCUCUUGAAGAUGACAUUUGGCCCGACGGUACUGUCGUUAAGGCUGGCUACUAUGUCAGUUGGAGCCCUUACGCACAAGGAAGAAGCACCAAGGUAUGGGGUUCCAAUGCCAAAGACUUUUAUCCCGAGAGAUGGAUUGAUGAAGAGGGCAAUUUGCGUCGUGAAAAUGCUGGUAAAUGGCCCGCUUUCCAUGCUGGACCUCGUAUCUGUUUAGGACAAAAUUUAGCUACUCUUGAAGCAUUGGUUUGUGUCGCCAUGUUGUUGAAGCGUUAUACGUUUAAAUUGGUUCCUGGUCACCAUGUUACCUAUGAAUUCUCAUUGACUUUGCCCAUGAAGGAUGGCAUGAAGGUGUAUGUCGAGAAACGUCGUUGA
This is a messenger RNA of Mucor velutinosus, 1542 nucleotides long. RefSeq names its product 60S ribosomal protein L24. The record is from RefSeq and is a predicted model, not a curated record. Gene Ontology annotation, molecular function: oxidoreductase activity, acting on paired donors, with incorporation or reduction of molecular oxygen; iron ion binding; monooxygenase activity. Bases 1 to 1542 code for a protein of 513 amino acids. The transcript has 7 exons. Lineage: Eukaryota; Fungi; Mucoromycota; Mucoromycetes; Mucorales; Mucoraceae.